Messenger RNA from Schistosoma turkestanicum, 1211 nucleotides. The record is from the annotation of a GenBank genome assembly. Lineage: Eukaryota; Metazoa; Platyhelminthes; Trematoda; Strigeidida; Schistosomatidae.
AUUUCGCAACUUUACGAAGUCACCGCUAAACGUAGUUGUAAAGUUAUGUGGAUGCAAAGACCUGCUAUGAUCAACUGUCCUCCAGGCCUUGAGUAUUUGGCUCAAAUAGACCAGUUGCUGGUUAAACAGGUGGUUGAUGUUAUCGAAAGUUUCGUGCCUUAUGAAGUACAAAAUCGUUAUGCAUGCUACAACGCCUUGGGGCAGGGUGUAUAUCGGUGCUACGAAGAAUCUAAUUUUUGUGUACGCGCACUUUGUGGGGCAUCAAGACCGUUCGAAUUGCAUAUUAUUAGCAAUGAUAACUCUGAAGUUAUCCGUGCUAUUCGACCUUAUCGAUGUGAUUGUUACCACUGUUGUUCGUGUUUAGAAUGCUGUCUAGAGGAACUUGAAGUUCAGUCUCCAGUGGGCAAUUGCAUCGGCUACGUGAAACGAGUAUUUAGUGGCUGUAAUAUUGAUUACCACAUUUUGGAUAGUAACUUGAGCACAGUUCUGCAGAUACGUGGUCCAUCAUGUUGUUUCUGUGACUUGUUGGGAUCGGAUAUAAAAUUCAAGGUAACUUCUGCUGACGGUACUAUGGAAAUAGGUAGAAUCACCAAAAAAUGGAGUAAUGUUGCCCAAGAAUUAUUUACUGAUGCAGAUAAUUUCGGUGUUUCUUUCCCGAUAGACUUGGAUGUGAAAGUGAAGGCAGUCGUCUUAGCUGCUGUUUUCCUUAUCGAUUUUAAAUUUUUCGAAAGGAAACCAAGACAAAGACGUUCAAUGUUUACAUCUGGGUAAUGUUUUCUAUGCGUGUGUGUGUGUGUGUCUUCGUCGUUUGAGUCCAUUCAUUUGCAGUAUUUAUAUGGAAAUAUGAAUUUUCUUUUGAUAUUUUUAACGCUUCUUUUAAUCUGUUCUCUGUUCUUUUUUAUUAUCAUUGACUUUUAUAUGAAAAUGCUACACUUUCCUAGGUAUUUUAUCCAUUCAAUCUAUGUUUAUAACUUGUUCUGAUUUUUGUUUGAACAUUAUACCUGGUUGACUUCUUUUCACAAUUUCUCUUUAUUUCAAAAUCCAUGAAGUAUUUUAUCCUUGUUUCCAUUAAAACAUGUAUAUCUUUUAAACACUCUAACUGCAAUUUUUUAAAUUAUUAUGUCGUGUAAAAAUUCACAUAUUAAUUUACUGUAAACAAUGAAGUUAACAACCCUUGUUUAAAUAUUUGACCAAUUUAUCAGGUAUAUGCU